AUGUAUAUUUUUAAUUACUGUCUCCGAAGUAGAAUUAACUCUUCAAUAUUUUCUUCAGUGAAACGGUCUUAUACCUUGCACUUAAGAACUUCAGUAAUUCAUAACAAUCGCAUGUUACUACCUGCCAAUCGGUUUCCCGGAUACUUAGUGCCAGAUCGCUGUUUUAUGAAAAAGAUGGGCAUUUACGAAGUGUACAAUAAAAAAGCCGUUCAAGACAAGGUUUCACCAUCAGAGUAUGAACUAAUUUACAACGGCACUGGCGAGAUGUAUGCACGCUGUUUGAGUGGAAUUGUGAUCGCUGCCAUUAUAGUCCUGCCUUCAACUUUUAUUAUUGCCUAUUUAUAUAUUUUGUUCACAGAAGGGAAAAUUGAUUUACAGACAUAUUUAGAUAUAUUGCUUAUACCAAACUCAACAUUUGAACUAAUGAUAAUGAUUCCUGCAUUGUUUCUUAUGAAAAUAGUGUCGUACAAUUUUAUUUCUAAAUAUGUAUUGAGAAUUUACAGACACAACACAAAAAGACAGUAUGUGGGUGUGUACAUAAAUCCAAUUUUACCGUGGAAAAAUAUAACAUGCACAUUUGAAAAAGCUAUUAAAUUGCCGGAUAGUAUAAAUGUUAUCAUUCCUUGGCACAAAGAGUAUUAUCGACUAGCUGGACACAAGUCAAUUAUCCUAAGAGAAAGGUUCAAAAGGCCUGUAGAUUAUGACAGAAUGCUUGGUUUAGUAAAGACGUUGGAUGAAUGA
This is a messenger RNA of Macrosiphum euphorbiae (potato aphid), 741 nucleotides long. NCBI's taxonomy places the organism in Eukaryota, Metazoa, Arthropoda, Insecta, Hemiptera, Aphididae. The record is from the annotation of a GenBank genome assembly.